AUGCACGUGGAUGCAGAAAUCAGCUUCCGCAGUCCCUUGACCAGAAAUGCAACCGUGCGGUGGGAGAGAGUGAGUUGCAAAACUUCAAUUGCACAUGAUGGUAGCACCGUUGACUUCAACCUUGGUUUUGACCAAGUGGACUGGGAUUUCGCCCAGAAGAUCUAUGGUUGGUCGGCAUUCCAGUAUCAAGCAUGGCUGAAAGGAGGGAUUGUGAACCACGGCACCACCACCCAAACAAUUACACUUUUCACCGACAAUAUCAUGGAGCUUUGGGUCGGCGACCUUCAUGUUUUCGGCGGAGAUUUCUUCGGCUUUGGUCGAGCUCCUCUUGUAGUGGACCUUCAACCUGGAUGGACCAAUCUCACUGUUCGUCUUGUCCGAGAAGUCCGUUCGAUGGGAGGCGUAGGCCCUCCAACUGUGGAGUCAAGCUUGCGUGCUCAACCCGCUGUACCUGUUCUUCACGUCCUCGCAGAUGAUAUUGUCUUACCUGACUUGGUUGACGGACGGCUCUGCAGCAAUUUCGGUAGUGUCACAGUCAGGAAUCAAGCCGGCGCAUGGCUAACUGUCCGCCAAUUGACCGCAAUCUCGAAAGAAGAGAUCGUCGGAGUCAUGGAUGAGGAGACAACACUUGCUCCGGGCCAGUCAAGGCCACUGAGAAUGACGUUUGAUGUUGCUCGGAAGCUUGACAACUUCCUGUUCUUUACUAUGAAGUACUCGCAGGACGACUCAGAAUUGCACCAACUCACAUUCACUGUUGGGUUGACGCAUACGAACGCAUCCUCCUUGCAGAAGAUCACAUUCCUUCAUCCCAGUGGCGUGGUCUCGUAUGCGACGCUAAAGCCGCCCUCCGUGUCCUAUGCAUCAAGUCAUGAGGUGGCAGUCCUCUUGAAUCUCCACGGAGCAGGCGUUGAAGCGGGUGGUCCUCUGGCUCGCCACAUGUUCGACGGUGCUCCUCAUCUUCCGGCUUGGAUCCUUAGCCCGACCGGGAUGAGCCCGUGGAGCAGUGAUGAUUGGCAUACCUGGGGGUUCACUGACGCUCAAGCUGCAGUGUCAGCCAUUCCGGAUUGGAUCAAAAGCAAUCAUUGGAGAGGACCAGGCGUCCACACAGAGAGAGUUCUGGUUGCUGGGCAUUCUAAUGGCGGCCAGGGGGCGUGGUUUUAUGCUUCUCAUCAGCCUGAUCGAGUUCUUGGCAUCGCUGCUGCGUCGGGAUAUACUUCGAUCGAGAACUAUGUCCCGUAUGUGAUAUGGACCGAAGCAGACCCUCUUCAGACCGGCAUUCUUCACAGCUCGAGGGCAAGCUUUCGUCAUGAACUCUUUGCUGAGAAUCUGGACGGCAUUCCCAUAUUUCAGCAGCACGGGUCAGCAGAUGACAAUGUGCCACCCUAUCACUCUCGCCUCAUGAACACUCUGCUUGCCCAGACAGGACACUUGGCACCUUACUCGGAGAUGUUGGGUAAGGGACAUUGGUUCACUGGAAUCAUGACGACGGCACCCAUGAUGGACUUCUACCAGCACCAACUGAACUUUUCUCAAUGCCAUAAAACUGCGCCAAGCCGCUUCAUUUUGGUUGUCCCCAAUUCGGAUGAUAUGGGCUCCAAGUACGGUAUUUUUGUCGACCAACUGUCGACGCCGGAGCGGUUGGGGAAGAUAACGGUCUCGGUGACCGUGAACCCAACGAGCACAUAUUGGCAUCUGCGUACAGAAAACAUCCAUCGCUUCCAUCUGGAUUCAAAUGUGCAGCUUAGCGAUCCUCCGAACGAGAUCAUGAUCGAUGACCUGCCCCAUUCGUUCGAGGUAGGGUCGAACAAGGCAUCAUUCGUAAGAGAUGAAGCCGAUGUUUGGUCUCUGGAGGUCGCUCUCGACUGGAAAACUCUGGAUAAGAGAUACGGGCGCCAACGGGGCCCUCUGGAUGCCAUCCUGCGGAGUGUUGGUCCUUUUGAGGUGAUUUUCGACUCGAAUGACACCCUACCCGUGGCGGUACAGGCCAGUCGGAAUUUCCUGCAGUACUUUGGUGCUGACACGAACAUUGUUGCCCUCGCAGAGUACGAAGAAGUGUUGAAGAGAGAAGGCAAUAUCAUCACAAUCUGCCUAGGGGCUUCUGUACCCGGAGCCCGUAUCUCCCACUUCCCUAUCCAGAUCUCCAGCGGAUUCAUAACACUCAGUACCAGAGAUCGCAGGGUCAUACACGUCCCCUUAGCAGCAGGCAUGGGAGGAGUCUGGCUUCGGCCUCUUCCCGACGAGAAGCUGGAGCUGGUAGUCUGGGGCUAUGACGAUAUUGGGUUGCGACAGGCUGCCAGGCUGAUACCAACAAUUUCCGGGGCGGGAGUGCCUGACUUCGUGAUACUGAGCGACCAGGCAAGGUGGAAGGGCGCUGGAGGUGCCUUAGCGAUGGGCUUCUUCGACCACAACUGGAACAUAUCUCCUGCCUCAUAUCUCCCGUAG
Cladophialophora yegresii CBS 114405 is the source of this 2442-nucleotide messenger RNA. RefSeq lists its product as uncharacterized. The record is from RefSeq and is a predicted model, not a curated record. Gene Ontology annotation, biological process: proteolysis. The coding region runs from base 1 to 2442 and encodes 813 amino acids. The transcript has a single exon. Gene Ontology annotation, molecular function: serine-type peptidase activity. Lineage: Eukaryota; Fungi; Ascomycota; Eurotiomycetes; Chaetothyriales; Herpotrichiellaceae.